This is a messenger RNA of Oryza sativa Japonica Group (Japanese rice), 1183 nucleotides long. RefSeq names its product RGS1-HXK1-interacting protein 1. Gene Ontology annotation, biological process: regulation of glucose mediated signaling pathway. The record is from RefSeq and is a predicted model, not a curated record. NCBI's taxonomy places the organism in Eukaryota, Viridiplantae, Streptophyta, Magnoliopsida, Poales, Poaceae.
AAAGUUCUUGGUAGAUUUUGGUUCGGCCCAUUGGAUCUUCCGACUCACACGCACCACCAUGACCGACGGGCCCUCGACCACCGGCGAUUCGCCGCCGCCGCCGCCGCCGGAGAGCGGCGGCUCCAUCUCCUCCAUGGUUGCCUCCUCUGCCGCCUCCGCUGCGGCCGCGGCCGCGGAUUUCACUCGCCGUGGCGAGGCCUUCGGCGCCGAUAUGGCCUCCGCAGCUAGGGCUGCCAUGGACACCGCCAUCGCCCACUCUCAGUCAACCGCCAUCGCCGCCGCAGAAGCUGCCUCCUCGGCCAAGGCCGACGCCCUCGCCGCCUUCCCCAGCCUCACGCUCAACGCAAAGGAGGAGUUCGAAUGGUUAAAGAAGGAGUACACGGUUCACGAGCAGGUGGUGUUCGGCAAGAUCAAAGAGGGUGCCAUCAUGGCCAUCGAGCAUCCGGGAAUUGCUGCAGGCUCCACAGCAAUUGCUGGAAUUGUGCUCUUCAAAAGGCCAAGGAGCUACCUGAUCCAACGGGUGCGACGCAUAUUUGUAAGCAAGGAGACCCUACUUUCUGGCAUCCAAGCUGGCGUGAAUCACAUGAGACAAACUGUCAAUCUUGUGUCCAAUGAAAGCCAAAAGUUGCUGGAUAGAGCAGCAACUGCUGAAAAAAGAUUUCAGAAAGGAUGGAACACACUCAGGGAAGAAGGGCGUGCCAUUCAAAGUGAGCUGAACCAAAUAAGUGAUAUUGAGAAGCAAGCAGUAGGUCUCAAGAGCAUUCUCAAUCAGCUUCCCAGAGCACAUGCAUCUGAGUUUCAAUCAGAGAUAUCUGGCCUAGCCUCUCAGGUGAAGAAGGAGAAGAGAGUACUUAACAACACCCUCACGAAGAUUGCGAACUAUGGUGUCCCUAUCUGACUGUCGAAACGCAGCUUCAUUUGCUGUAGUUUUUAUCAAUGAAGAGAUUCUGAAGACAUGGGUGAAUCUUUUACUUUAUACUACUUGUCCGCGGAGGGGAAAGGAAAUAAUACGUUUUAUCAGUCUUGGCGAGAUGUAAAUUUGCCGCUGGUGCUGCAGCAGCAACAUAACAUUUUUGUAGUGUUUUGCAUCAUAUGGGCAUUCUCUGUUGCAUUGUCCAUGAAGUGAAAUGGACAUACUGCGUCGACCUUCCCUGCAAUUAAUCAAAUUAUGUUUUUUUUUUAA